AUCCAUUCAAAUUAACACUGGAAUAAACUCUUAUAAGGUUACAGGAAUGGCUAAAGAAAAAACUCAGUGGAAGGAGUUUUUAGAGGUAGUGAGUACUCUGCAAUGGGUACUAUCCUUUCUCUUCUUAGGAGUGGCCUGUAUUAUCUUGAUGGUGUACCUUAUGUUUACCUCAUUGUGGCCGCUUCCCACUCUGUACUUCAUAUGGCUGGUGAUUGACUGGGACACCCCUGAAAGAGGGGGCAGGAGAACAGCAUUUGUGAGAAACUGGAGAGUUUGGGAGCACCUCAGAGAUUUUUUUCCAAUUAAAUUGGUGAAGACGGCUGAGCUGAAUCCAAACAAAAACUACAUCUUAGGUUGUCAUCCACAUGGCAUCAUGAGUGCUGGAGCCUUUACCUGCUUCAGCACAGAGAGUUGUGGCUUCACCGAGGUGUUUCCUGGAGUGCGAGCCUCCCUGGCGAUACUGGCUGGACUUUUCAGGAUACCACUCUUUAGGGAGUACAUAAUGAGCGCAGGUCUUUAUCCAGUCAGCAAAGCGAGCCUCAUCCACCUCCUCUCGAAAAGCGGCAAGGGGAAUGCGGUGGUGAUUGUGAUAGGCGGUGCUGCCGAGUCUCUGGCAUCCUCUCCUGGAGUCAACACAGUGGUCAUGAGGCAGAGAAAGGGAUUUGUCAGGAUCGCCCUGGAGUUUGGGGCUGAUCUGGUGCCUGUUUACUCAUUUGGGGAGAAUGAGCUUUUUCGACAGGUGAUUUUGUCAGAGGGUAGUCUAGGUCGGAAGUUACAGGACCUGUUUAAAAAGAUCAUGGGUUUCGCCCCGUGUCUUUUUGUUGGUGAGCACAUGGCUUUCCUGCCCUACAAGAGUCCCAUCACCACUGUUGUGGGAAGUCCAAUCUCUGUGCCAAGGCGUGCCACACCUACUGAGGAGGAGGUCGACCACUAUCAUGGUCUUUACAUGGAGGCCCUGUCCAAGUUAUUCCAUGAUCACAAGGUCAGCUGUGGACUUUCUGAAAGUCACAAGCUUAAGAUCAUUUAGACAUUUCACUUCCAAAUGAACUACAUAGCAGUUUUUCUCUGCUGCUUUUAGCGGGGCUCAGCAUGAAUGUUGGUGUGGAUCUGAUGUGAUGCAGGUGUCUUUGUUCAUACUGUAAGUUCUGACUGUAUUUGAAAAUAUUUAAAUGAAUUUGUGCUUUGAAUAAUUAAGAUGUGAUGCCCAGUAUGAGGGGAAGUGUGUUCCCAAAGCAGUGAAUGUCUUGGUAUGCUAUCUUUGUCAUUAUCAUAUUUAAAGAUCGGUGCAUUUCUAACGUGAUUACAGGGUAGCUAAAAAGGUUUGCUGAAAAGA
Messenger RNA from Plectropomus leopardus (leopard coralgrouper), 1333 nucleotides. RefSeq names its product monoacylglycerol O-acyltransferase 3b (gene mogat3b). NCBI's taxonomy places the organism in Eukaryota, Metazoa, Chordata, Actinopteri, Perciformes, Serranidae. The record is from RefSeq and is a predicted model, not a curated record. Gene Ontology annotation, cellular component: endoplasmic reticulum membrane. Gene Ontology annotation, biological process: triglyceride biosynthetic process. Gene Ontology annotation, molecular function: diacylglycerol O-acyltransferase activity.